GCGGGGGGUUGGAGCGGCAUUGCUGCGCGCUUUUCCAAAACCGUGAAGGCGUCGAAGUCUGAGGUGCAGGGCAACGCGACGUGGAAGCGCUUCUUUUCGCAGCGACGCCAUGAAUCCUCCCCUCCAAUUCCCGAAUACUCUUGAGCGGAUUUUUGCACUCCGUGCGUCGCUAGUGGAGAAAGUCACACUGGACCAGUCUUCGAGCUCGUGUUGAGGUGAAUUUGCUGAACCUCAUCCGAGGAGUUAGUCCUUUGCCAUGGAUAUGGCGGCGUGUAGGGGAGUAGUAGUAGUAGCAUCAGCAGCAGCAGCUUUGUCUGCCCCGAAGGCGCCUCUCUUCAGGUUUAAUGAAGUUCAGCUGUUUGCAAGUGGACCAGCCGGUGCUGAUUCGUCGCCUCUACGGAAGGGAAGACGUUUCGAAAGUAAUGCCAGGCGGAUUUCAAGGGGUGUGGUUGCAGCUAUGAUAGAAGAGAAGGCGCCUGGUGUAGCCAUUCCGGACCCUGAAGCAGAGAAGGUGGAAGCGGACAUUGUAAUCAUUGGCAGCGGCGUCGGAGGCUUGUGCUGUGGCGGGCUACUUGCGCGUUACGGACAGGACGUACUUGUGUUGGAGAGCCAUGACAUCCCUGGAGGAGCUGCACAUUCUUUUGACAUCAAAGGAUAUCACUUCGAUUCAGGGCCAUCCCUGUUUUCGGGACUUUCAUCUCGUGGACCGCAGGCUAACCCUUUAGCACAGGUGUUGGAUGCCCUCGGGGAGCCAGUUGACUGCGUGCAAUACAACUCAUGGAUGGUUCAUGUUCCCGAAGGGCAGUUUCUUUCCCGGAUUGGUCCCACUGAAUUUUACAAGGAUUUACUGCAAGUUGCUGGACCAGAUGCUGUGGCAGACUGGCGCAAGCUUCAGGAAGCAGUUCUUCCUCUGUCGACAGCUGCUAUGGCGCUUCCCCCAGCAGCCAUACGCACUGACUGGGGGGCCCUAAUCACUACCUUAGGGCGCUAUGGACCUUCAGUGUUGAAAACUCUCUUACAAUUGGGGCCACAAGGCUUAAGCGGAGCUGGGAAGUUGCUGGGGCCCUUUUCUGUGCUUGUGGACUCCCUCGAGAUCCGCAAUCCGUUCGUGCGUAAUUGGGUAGAUCUGCUGUCAUUCCUCCUUUCUGGUGUGAAGGCGGACGGAACGCUCGCUGCAGAAGUGGUCUAUAUGUUUGGAGAGUGGUACAAACCAGGGUGUAUGUUAGAGUAUCCACGAGGUGGCACUGGGGCCAUUAUCGACGCCCUGGUGCGAGGCUUGAAGAAAUACAAGGGUCGUCUCUCCCUCAACUCACAUGUUGACACUAUUCUCAUUGAAAAAGGUCGUGCUGUAGGCGUAAAGCUCAGAAACGGACAGGUUAUUCGUGCCCGCAAGGCAGUGAUCAGCAAUGCAUCAACAUGGGAUACUGUUCCUAUGAUUCCUCCGAGAGACCUCCCUAUGGAACUUCGGACUCGAGCUGAAAGUACACCCCAAUGUGAUUCUUUCAUGCAUCUCCAUCUAGGGAUUGAUGCCAAGAACCUUCCAAGUGACCUACAAAUUCACUAUAUUGUGGUGAACGAUUGGACGCCUGGGGUGGACGCUCCGCAGAACGUUGUUCUCAUCUCUAUCCCAAGUGUACUCGACCCAUCGCUGGCACCUCCAGGGAAACAUGUAUUACAUGCUUACACACCCGGCACGGAGCCAUAUGCCUUAUGGGAAGGUCUGGAUCGCAAAAGCGAAGUUUACCGGCUGUUGAAAGCCCAGCGAGCUGAGGUAUUGUGGAAAGCUGUGGAGAAAGCACUUGGGCCAAGCUUUUCGCGCGACAGCUGUGAAGUAAAGCUUGUGGGAACACCGCUAACACAUGAAAGAUAUCUUCGGCGUAAGCGAGGCACCUACGGGCCAGCCAUCCGCGCUGGAAAAGGCCUGUUUCCGAUGCCGGCAACUCCUAUUGAAGGUCUCCUCUGUUGUGGGGACUCCAUAUUCCCAGGAAUCGGAAUCCCAGCUGUAGCCGCAAGCGGGCUCGUCACAGCGAACACUUUGGCAGACGUCUCGGACCACACUAAACUCCUGGAAGCCCUUGGGCUUUAAGUUUUUCUAUAUAUUUAUUUUUCACGAUGAUUCAGAAUAGGUAACUCAUUUGUCAUCAAUAUUACGAUUAAUCUUUAGCAGACUGUAAGGUUAGCAGUGCAUUUGCAGGACUGUAAAUUGGCUCCUCGAAUGCAACGAAUUCUACAUUUAUGGAAGGGUUUGAAUUGCGUUGCAAAAGUAUUGAAUCGCAUCGACUGUUUAGCGCUCCGGAAACAGUUGAAACAAUUCUCGAAGACUUUGAAAGCUCAAGCACCUUUGUAGUUGUAGAUUCUCGAUCAUUUGAUUUAUGCUUGUAAUUAUGGUGUCUGUUGGAGCUAUUCUUUAGUUUCGGCCUCCAACCGAAUGACCAUUGAAUUCAUAUAUCCUAGCUCGUAUUCGGUGUAGCCACAUGAUUUAGAGUAUGAAGACUGUUCUGUGAGUUGUUCAAUUUUCUCUUAGUCUAAGUUGUUACAUUGUGGGCACUUUAUUUUAAGGGGGCAAGGUGAAAAGUAUUAAUUUUCAAACA
Physcomitrium patens is the source of this 2591-nucleotide messenger RNA. RefSeq names its product prolycopene isomerase 1, chloroplastic. Gene Ontology annotation, molecular function: oxidoreductase activity. NCBI's taxonomy places the organism in Eukaryota, Viridiplantae, Streptophyta, Bryopsida, Funariales, Funariaceae. Gene Ontology annotation, biological process: carotenoid metabolic process. The record is from RefSeq and is a predicted model, not a curated record.